UCUUUUUUCUUUUUCUUUUUUCUUACUUUACAUAUACACGCAUAUAUAUAUAUUAUAGAUGGCUCGAAAGCGAGAAUUUAUAGGCGCCGUAGAUCAAGGAACGACCUCAUCUAGAUUUUUGAUAUUCGAUAACGAUGGAAAACUGAUUACGUUUCAUCAACUCGAACUACCUCAAACACAACCACAGCCAGGAUGGAUCGAGCAUGACCCACUAGACAUAUUGGAUACCGUAGUGAAAUGCAUAGACCAGACGAUUCAUCGCUUUGAGCUUAUGGGGUACGACGUGAAGGACAUCAAAGGCAUUGGCGUCACCAACCAGAGAGAAACUGCAGUAGCAUGGAAUAAAAAGACAGGCGAACCGAUUAGAAACACGAUUGUUUGGUCUGAUGUGAGAACGGACGAUAUAGUACAUGCGCUCAAGGAGCGACCGGAUUCAAAGAUAGUCAAGGAACUCUCGGGUCUCGACAUCACUUCAUACUUCACCGCUGUUAAAUACAAGUGGAUGCUGGAAAAUGACGAAGAGGUGAAAAAAGCGGUAAAAGAGGGCGUGGCUUGUUUCGGCACAGUCGACAGCUGGCUUAUCUUUAAACUGACAGGUGGUACGGCUCAUGUGACAGAUGUCACGAACGCCAGUCGUACACUGCUCAUGAAUCUCAAGACGCUUUCUUGGGAUCCACUGUUGCUCGAGUUCUUUGAUGUUCCUGAAGGUCUGCUGCCCAAACUGUGUUCAUCAUCAGAAAUAUAUGGAGAAAUGAAAGAAGGUCCGCUCAAGGGUAUACCUAUCGCCGGUUGCCUAGGUGAUCAACAAGCAGCCCUUUUGGGACAAAAGUGCUUUGAUCGUGGAGAGGCAAAAUGUACAUUUGGUACUGGUGCCUUCAUGUUGUUCAACACAGGAAAGGAGCCUGUUGUCUCUACACACGGCCUUAUCACCACAGUCGCAUUCCAACUAGGCAAAGACGCGUAUUAUGCCCUAGAGGGUUCCAUGGCCGUCGCCGGUUCUUCGCUUCGAUGGUUGCGUGAUAAUUUAAGAUUGAUCAACUCCAUGGAGGAGGUGAGUGAACUGGCCGAGCAUGUGCCAGAUACAGGAGGAGUCUAUUUUGUAACUGCAUUCUCUGGUCUGUUUGCUCCCUAUUGGCGAGACGAUGCACGAGGAACCAUGAUCGGUUUGACUACAUACACUACCAAAUACCACUUGGCGCGUGCAACACUUGAAAGCAUGUCAUUCCAGUCGAGAGCCAUUCUGGAGAGUAUGAACCAAGAUGCUGGAGUUCCACUCAAGGUGCUUAAAGUGGAUGGUGGUGUUUCCAACUCGAACGUGGCGAUGCAGAUUCAGGCGGAUCUCUUGGGUAUUCAAGUAGAGCGACCGGCCAUGCGAGAAACGACGGCACUUGGUGCGGCUAUUGCAGCAGGUCUCGCUGUAGGUGUCUGGAAAUCAGUGCAUGACCUCGAUAAUGUAAAUGUAGACAAUGUCAGUCGGUUUGAACCUCAUUUAGCACAAGAUCAACGAGAAGAGAGAUAUGAAGUUUGGAAGAAGGCAGUAGAGACCUCUCUCCACUGGAAGGACGAUGUAGAAGAACUAUAAAAAUAAACUUUCUUUUAUUACUCUUGUCUUUUCUAUCACACAUUUUCCUAAUUUGUAUCUUUCAGACUCCUUUGGAGUCUUAAUGUACUUCCAUCCAAUCUUUGUUUGGCAUAUUCGGCACGAGAUAUCUGCAACUGUGUGGAUGCCAGUCAUCAGUUGUCGAUCUUCAUCUUUACCAGUCAUUAUAUUAAUCAUGUUCUCUACUAAAUAUGCAGCCCCGUAUCUGCCUUGGAAUGCCUUUGAUAUCACAUCUUGGUGACUGACAAGUUGUGAGUGGCAAAUUACGCAUGAAUAGUAGACAUUUACUGUAUCAAAAUAACCAGGAUGACUUUUUGUCAUAAAGAAGAAAGGAGAAA
Molecule: messenger RNA, 1938 nt
Organism: Rhizopus microsporus ATCC 52813
Lineage: Eukaryota; Fungi; Mucoromycota; Mucoromycetes; Mucorales; Rhizopodaceae
Product: glycerol kinase
Exons: 3
Coding region: 59-1582 (507 amino acids)
Biological process (GO): glycerol-3-phosphate biosynthetic process; glycerol metabolic process; triglyceride metabolic process
Cellular component (GO): mitochondrion
Molecular function (GO): glycerol kinase activity
Source: RefSeq, a predicted model, not a curated record